Messenger RNA from Cynoglossus semilaevis (tongue sole), 5049 nucleotides. Its product is annotated as ATP-binding cassette sub-family G member 4-like. The record is from RefSeq and is a predicted model, not a curated record. Bases 714 to 2693 code for a protein of 659 amino acids. Gene Ontology annotation, cellular component: plasma membrane. Gene Ontology annotation, biological process: transmembrane transport; cholesterol efflux; cholesterol homeostasis. The transcript has 14 exons. Gene Ontology annotation, molecular function: ATP binding; ATP hydrolysis activity; ABC-type sterol transporter activity. Lineage: Eukaryota; Metazoa; Chordata; Actinopteri; Pleuronectiformes; Cynoglossidae.
UUUUCCCGUUUAUCUUUCACUGUUAUUGAAACUGAAUGACAUUCAUUAACUUUUGUUUAAAUAUACUGUAACUUAUAGGUGUGUGUUCAGAUACAGAUUCAUCUGUCCGUUCACUUUCUUCUGCUUUACCUCGUUCAGUCAGCCUUAUUCCACUGACUGAUAUUGUUUCUCUGUGUGGAUUUGACUGUUUGUAAUAAGAUUUUUUCAGUGCAACCUUGGUAUUUUUUGGAUCAAGAGAUAAAGGUGAGAUAAAGGUUGAACAGUUUACGCCAGAUAAGCUGAGCUGCUAUAAUCAAAGGUCAGAGAGUGACCUUUGGUAUGGACAUCACGAUCUCUAAAUGCAGAACAUUUUAGCUAAUGCGCUAAGAUAACUAGCACAUGAAGGUUUUUGAAAUUAAAUUUAGUUGAAUUUAGCAUCACAGAAUUAGUCUGGUUUGAGUUUAGGCAGGAUAGAUGACAUGUGGUGAGCCUCAGCUCUUUCAGCUAACCCAUCAUUAGGUUUUCAUUGGUCAGACAUCAGUGUUUUUGAGGUUAACAAAUUUCACCAAUUAUCCGUCCAAUCUUGCCCCAUCACACUGUCUUGCAGGUCAAAAUGUCGCGGUGGUGCUGGAGAGAUUUAGAAUUAUUUUAUCCUAUAUUGACAGACACAGGAAUUACAAAACCGUGCAUAUUUGUCUAAACAAAUCUUACUCUUAAGCAGACACCGCACAGACAUGGAGAAUAAGGCGUUGGAACUUGACUCUCUGAGUAUUCCAGUGGAGGACACCAGUCAUAGAGAAGGCCAGCCCCCGCCGCAGCAGCAGCAGCAGCCGCCUCAGCAGCAGCAGCCGCCUCAGCAGGAGCCAUCCAUGCUGAUCCACCUGAAGAAGGUUGAGAAUGAGAUCACCGAUGCCCAACGUUUCUCACACCUGCCCAAACGCUCAACAGUGGACCUGGAGUUCACCGACCUUUCCUACACCAUCCAAGAAGGACCAUGCUGGAGAAGAAAAGGUUUUAAAGCCUUACUGAAGUGCCUGUCCGGAAAGUUCUGCAGUCGAGAGCUGGUCGGAAUCAUGGGGCCUUCAGGAGCUGGAAAGUCCACCUUAAUGAAUAUUUUGGCUGGGUACAGGGAAACAGGAAUGAAGGGUCAGAUUUUUGUGAACGGUAAACCCCGGGACCUGAGGAAAUUCAGGAAAAUGUCCUGCUACAUCAUGCAGGACGACAUGCUGCUGCCACAUCUGACUGCACAUGAGGCCAUGAUGGUAUCAGCCAACUUGAAGCUGGAUGAAACUUCAGAUGUAAAGAAAACUCUGGUCAAUGAGAUUUUGACUGCGUUGGGGCUCCUGGAAUGCGCUCACACUCGGACCAGCUCACUUUCAGGGGGUCAGUGUAAACGACUGGCCAUCGCUCUGGAGCUGGUCAACAAUCCUCCAGUCAUGUUCUUUGAUGAGCCCACCAGUGGCUUGGACAGCGUAUCGUGCUGUCAGGUGGUCUCUCUGAUGCGUUCUCUGGCUCUGGGCGGUCGCACCAUCAUGUGCACCAUACACCAACCCAGUGCCAAACUGUUUGAGAUGUUUGACAAGCUGUACAUUCUCAGUCAGGGUCAGUGCAUCUACAAAGGCUCGGUGCCCUACCUGAUCCCUUAUCUGAAGAGUUUGGGUCUCUACUGUCCCACCUACCACAAUCCCGCAGACUUUGUUAUUGAAGUUGCAUCAGGUGAGUACGGAGACCUGAAUCCUAUGUUGUUCGAGGCAGUCCAACACGGAAUGUGUGCAGUUGAGAAGAAAAAGAACCAAUGUGAUGACAAUGACAUUUCUGUGUGUGAGACAACAGAUCCCAUGGACACUGGCCAUGUGGAGAAGCAUACUUUCGCCACAAGUACAUUAACACAGUUCUGUAUCCUCUUCAAGAGAACCUUUAUAACAAUAUGCCGAGACCAGGUUUUGACCCAUUUGAGACUGAUGUCUCACAUCCUCAUCGGUGUAUUGAUAGGUUUGCUCUACUUGAACAUCGGAAAUGAUGCUAGCAGGGUCUUCAACAACACUGGCUUCCUGUUCUUCUCCAUGCUUUUUCUCAUGUUCGGCGCCCUCAUGCCCACUGUGCUAACUUUUCCUCUGGAGAUGUCAGUGUUUCUGAGAGAACAUCUCAACUACUGGUACAGCCUGAAAGCCUACUACCUUGCCAAGACCAUGGCUGAUCUUCCAUUUCAGGUGAUCUGCCCCAUCAUGUACUGCAGUAUCGUGUAUUGGAUGACAAAGCAGCCUCCUGAAGCCAGUCGGUACCUGCUCUUCGUAGCCCUGUCCAUUUGCACUGCACUUGUAGCUCAGUCCCUCGGUCUGCUGGUCGGGGCUGCGUCCCCUUCACUGCAGGUAGCCACGUUUGUUGGACCUGUCACAGCUAUUCCAGUUCUGCUCUUCUCCGGGUUCUUCGUGAACUUUGACACCAUCCCCAAGUAUCUGCAGUGGAGCUCCUACAUCUCCUACGUCAGGUAUGGAUUUGAAGGCGUGAUCCUGUCCAUCUACGGCAUGACCCGCUCAGAGCUGGAGUGUGCGGUAGAGACGUGUAAAUUCCAACAGCCAGAGGAAGUGCUGCACUUAUUGGACGUAGAGGACGCAAAGCUCUACGUAGACUUCAUCGUCCUCGGCAUUUUCUUCAUCAUCCUACGGUUGGCUACCUACAUUGUCCUUCGCUACAAAAUCAAAGCUGAGCGAUAGGUUUCACCAAAUGAACGUCCUCUGUGAUAUCAAUGCUUGCAAUAUCAAUGCAGCCCUGUUUUUAUCUAUGCACCAACUACUAUUUCUAUUGUAGAGAGUUUAUGCUCAAUUUACAUGUUAAACCGUGAAAGGACAAUGUUUGACAAUGUACAUAUGUGAUGAGUAAUCUUAUAAAUUAACUUAUACCCAUUUUACCUCAGAAAAAAACGUACAUUAAAGAACAAAGGUACUGAGUCAUUUUGCUAAACAUACGCAUGUUUCUUUAUUUUCCUGCACAUUUGAUUUUCCUGCUGUUUGCACUGAACUGUAAAUACUGUUGUUUGCAAAAGAUAUACAUACUAUUGUUGCAUUGGAGAACAAGUCCUAAAUGACUAAAUCUAUCAGUACAUAACAGCAGUUUCUUUGAGAUUUCUUUCAUUCUUAAGCUUGAGUUUGUAUAUGUAUUAUUAUAUGAUAUAAUUCCAUCCAUCCAUUCAUCCAUCCAUUUUCAUCCGCUUAUCCGUUACCGGGUCAGCAGUCACCGCCCCAAUCAAACUGCACCGUACCAACCCCCCCGAACCGUCCUGCGGGUGGUGAGUCCACUGGAAGGUACCAACUGCCCUAACCGGGAUUCGAACUUGCCCAGGAGGUGAACCCUGGUGUUCCACACCAAUGACAGAGACAUUGCCUCUGGGCCAAAGCGCCACUAUGAUAUAAUUGUUUCUCAUAAUUUAGUAUAAUUUAUACCAUCUUAUGAUUUUAAAUAUGUAGCAUUAAAUAAAAUAGUUCGGAUUUAUUUUGCAGCACUGUGUGAGCUCCAGUUUUGUAUGUAGAUGCACUCUAAUGCUAGAGAAAAGCAACCACUUUUAUCAUUAUUUUGUAAACUUUCUGCAUUUUGAUGAGUAAUACAAAUGAGACGCAACAUACUGAUCGAUUUCAUGUGUGAAGUUCUGCUUUUGAAAGCAAUUCUGUUCUCUGAUAAUGAAAAAAAAUGCCUUCAGGAUACAGAAUGUAAGGAUGCUGACAAAUCAAGGAAAUGUGUGUGUUUGUGUGUCCUUUUCAGGACCAGAGGGAUAAUGUUUCUGAGGCUCUAGAUCGGGGUGUCAAACUCAUUUUCAUCGGGGGGGGGCCACGUCAGUAAUACAGUUCCCCUUGACGGGCCGGUUGUAACUGGAAGAUUGUAUAAAUGUAACUACUUCAUAAUGUAUUAAUAAAAGUUUCUGCAAUUGAUUAUUAUUUAUUAAGGUUACAAAAAAAUUGUUCAUUGCUCUGUAAUAAAAAACUUUUAAUUUUAUCUGGUUAAGAAAAAUUUAGCAGCAUGAACUUUAUUAUGAUGGAAAUGCAUUUAAAGCUCCAGAGGGCCACACAAAACGGCCUGGCGGGCCACAUUUGGCCCCCGGGCCUUGAGUUUGACACGUGCUCUAGAUAAUCAGAUAGUCAGAGUAAAUUAUGGUUUUACUAAUGCCACAGUUAGGGCUUAGCUUGAACUGGUUUUGUUUUCUAACAAUGACUGCUGUGCAGAACUGUCCUUGUGUAUUUGCUUGUGUGAAUGUGUAACUAUGAACUGUAAAUAUUCCUCUAAGCUGUUUUUACAUGCAUUACAAACAUCACUGAUAGAGAAAACAAAAUAUAUAAAAUGUUGUGAUUUCAAUUUCUUUACAUAUUGACGUUGAAACAGCACAGAAACCAUUUCUGCGCACAUUUGUUUCAGUUUGUUUGAACUGGUGCCUUACAAAUAUUGUCACAGUCACAUGACGUUCCAUCAAAGUGAGAUAAAAGAAAACACUCCUGUGUGAGGUAUAUUCUAUUUUUGACAAUCAGUUGGCUACUGAAUUCUUUUCAAUACACAACAGCCUUAAAAUGAAAACAUUUCUUGUAAAAAAAAAAGGUGUUAAUUUCAAAAAAAAAAAAAAAUUUUGAAGAAGAAGUUUACAGGUAAGGCCUACACACAAAGAUUUCAGCUAAAGACCCUCGAGCAUAUUCACUCUGUACAAGCAUAUACAGUAAACAUGUCCAAAUCAGCAAGUUUCCUGUUUUGUCUUUUAUGAAUGGACACUGGAACCCGGCUUUUACUAACACAAACUGUAGUUAUUUAGAUAAUUAGAGCAUCCCACACCAAAAAGUCAACAUCCAUGAAAAUAUAUAACGAUAUAAUCAAUGUGCAGAGUUGUGUUUCAACAUCCCAAAAACUGCCUCCUGGAUUAAUGUUGCAGAGGUAACGUUAAAACUGUUUUAAUGUUUAGUUUUUCCUUAGAUUUCGUCAGGAACAGCUGGAAUUUCUAGCACGAUUAUUUUCUUAAAUGUUGUGACAUUUGAAACAGACAUUUUAUUUAUGUCCAGGACAUUAAUGGAACUUUACUAAACUGUAUUGACAAUU